Messenger RNA from Silurus meridionalis, 2326 nucleotides. RefSeq names its product paired like homeobox 2Bb (gene phox2bb). Bases 442 to 1299 code for a protein of 285 amino acids. Gene Ontology annotation, biological process: regulation of transcription by RNA polymerase II. The record is from RefSeq and is a predicted model, not a curated record. Gene Ontology annotation, molecular function: DNA-binding transcription factor activity, RNA polymerase II-specific; RNA polymerase II transcription regulatory region sequence-specific DNA binding. Lineage: Eukaryota; Metazoa; Chordata; Actinopteri; Siluriformes; Siluridae. The transcript has 3 exons.
CAGCCCAAUAGACUGAUGAGUUAUUGUCAUGUAAAAAAGCGCUAGCAAUAAGACCCAAACGCUGUGCUAUUGUCCAAGCGGAAAGAGCCAAGUUUAUUAUGAGGACUAUAUGCUCUAGAGACCUGGGGCUAGGCGGCUCCUUGGGAGGCUUUUCAUAAAACAAGGCUCAGCUCCUAUAAAGGAGGGCAGUUUUGGAGCAGGCGCCGAGCAGUGCACAUCAUCUACCACGGCACGAGUCUCAAACUAGUCAAAAAAAAAAAAAAAACCCAGAUCUGCUCGCUUUUUUAAAAAUUUUGUUUCAUUUCAACCUAUGCAUUCGCCGAUUUAAUUCAAUUUGACGUUUGUGUGUGUGUAUAUAUGUAUAUAUAUAUAUAUAUAUACGUAUAGUUUUUCUCUUUCUUUUGGGAGUGCAGCUUUCCUUCUUCACAGAGCCUUUUACAAAUGUAUAAAAUGGAGUAUUCAUACCUCAAUUCCUCUGCCUACGAGUCCUGUAUGGCCGGGAUGGACACGUCGAGCCUGGCGUCAGCCUACGCGGACUUCAGCUCGUGCAGCCAGGCCAGUGGCUUCCAGUACAACCCGAUCAGGACCACGUUUGGUGCCACCUCAGGAUGUCCGUCUCUGACCCCGGGCUCGUGCAGCCUGGGCACGCUGCGGGACCACCAGAGCAGCCCGUACGCCGCAGUUCCAUACAAGCUGUUUACUGAUCAUGGUGGCCUGAACGAGAAGAGAAAGCAGAGGCGCAUCCGCACCACGUUCACCAGCGCGCAGCUGAAGGAGCUGGAGCGCGUGUUUGCAGAGACCCACUACCCCGACAUUUACACACGCGAAGAACUGGCCCUGAAAAUUGAUCUAACCGAGGCCAGAGUGCAGGUCUGGUUCCAAAACAGACGCGCAAAAUUCCGCAAACAGGAGCGCGCAGCUGCCGCCGCCGCCGCCGCAGCCAAGAACGGCUCAGGCAAGAAGUCAGACGCUCGAGAUGAGGACAGCAAAGAGGCGAAAGCCACCGACCCCGACAGCACAGGAGGACCCGGACCCAACCCGAACCCUGCAUCAACCUGUGGUGGUCCGAGCCCUACUGGCGGAUCCCAGGUCAGCGCAAGCGGAAACGGGCAGAUCGAUCAGGCCAAGACGACAGUGGGUGGCAUGGGUGGCACAGCGCCCAGUCAGGGCUGGCCAUCCGCCCCGGGCACCAUAACCUCCAUUCCGGACUCUCUCGGGGGACCGUUCGCUAGCGUGCUGUCAUCUUUACAAAGACAGAACGGAGCCAAAGCCACUUUAGUAAAGACCAGCAUGUUCUGAACGAAAGGGGUCGUCCGAGUAGAGGAAGCGAGAAAAUGACAAGAGACAAGAGAAAUGGAGGGGAGAGGGAUCAAAAUGGACUGAUCACUGACUCAUCAGAGGAGGAAUGCCAAAACAGUUUUCUCUGCUCACUGCUUAAAAAGAAAUACAUAAAAUGAGGAGACCCAGUCGUGGCCUCCAUCAUCUGACUUUUUCGAUAGCCAUUCGUUUACACAGCGAGCUGGAUGAUACUAUCCUACAGACCCUUAUUUUAGCCCAAGCUAUAAUCAUCGUUUUGGUUUUGCGUCCUUUUUAUUUGUUCUAGUUGAAUAGCUGUGAUCGUCGAUACCAUUUAUAGAUAUAAAUAACUGACAGACUGACUAAGAAGUAUUUCAUCACGGACUCGGUGCGACAUGACGCCAUGGUUGUUCAUUUACACCGACUUUUACGCAUCAUGUACCGUAAAUUAUAAUAUGUCUGUACACACAAAUUACUGCCUCUGUUAUAUAUUUCUACAUAUGAAGUUAAGAAAGCAUUAGAGCCAGGGGUUCUAAAAAAAACAAACAAACAAAAAAACGACAUUCAUCUAAAUAUCUAUGGUUCUACGGCAAAAUUAUACCUUAAAAUGGCACAAACGUACAUUAUUUCACAGUUGACAGGAAUACUUAAACGUUUUGUGUGUCUUUCUACGGCUGUGUUUUUGUGGCUCAGAAUUGUAUAGUGUUAAUACGUAUAAUAUCGCCCCUCGUAGUUCAGUCUUUUAAUGUUUUACAAAAGUUACCACUGGCUAAUUCCUUUCAGAAAAAAGGGAAUGGAUGCAACGCAUUGUAUUUAUUUUUUUUUUCUUUAUCUUUUGCAUGUUGUCUAUUUCGUUCAAUUUUAUAAUAAUUUGACCUAUUUUGUGAGCAUUAUGUAACACGUUUUGUCCGGGAUUUGAAAAUUAUUUAUAUGUAGGUAAUGGAUGCUUAUAUUUAAGAAGGAAAUAUUUCUACAUGUGCACAUAGUUUUUCAGGUGUACCAUUGACAUGGUUGUUGAUGAUAAAAACAA